AUGUCUGAAAACACUGAAGGAGUUGAUAAUUUAUUGCUGUUAUUGACUCAGCGAUCAGGCGGAGUUGAGAAGCUUUUGGAGAAUUUUUUCUCAUUCUUGGCCCGGAAAACGGAUUUCUACAGACCUCCAGAUAAGACUAGCGAAUCUUCGCUGGACCAUUGCGUUAAUUUGGUUUCUUACCACUGCAGGACCAUCGGUAUGAAGUACUCUGAGUUAAUUAACAAGAAUGCGAAUGCCAAGAAGCAGAAUUCCUCAUCUUCAAUCACUGCGCCCUCUACUCCGCUUUCCACUCCUCACAGCUCACAUACGGAACUGAAAAGCAGUUUGAAGAAGACUGCCAGUUUACCUGACGAGUCUCCCCCUCCUCGAAGUGGCAGAAGCAGAACUGAAAGUAACAUUAAAUUAAGCCCAAAUAAUUCCAAAUCUUUAUCUGAAACUUCCUCCAGCUCCAGCUCUUUUCCCUCUCAUUCCAUGGAUUCUGUCACUUUUACCCGUGAUAAUAUAAACAAAACUACGACAACUGCAGCUGAUUCUGAUAAAUCAGUAGAUAACAGUUUAGAAAACGGCUCUGAGCUACAGAAUAAUCGAGAAUUAGAGAAAGAUGAAAGUGACGAAGACGACUCUCUACCACCUCCUGGCAACGGUGGGAAAACUGAAUGGUAUGACUGGACCCAAACCUUGAGUUCACUGGAAGUUUCAGUAAAGUUGCCUCAAAAUACUAACAGCAAGAACAUUAAAGUCGACAUCAAUACCAAUUCACUAUCCGUAAAACUCAAUAACCAAAUCCUCUUCAGCGGAGACUUGUACGAUUUAGUAAAGAACGACGAGUCGAUUUGGACAAUCGUUGAUAAUAAAGUCCUUCAAAUAACUCUGGAAAAAAAGAACAAGAUGAACUGGUGGCCCACAGUCAUCAAGGGACACCCUGAAAUCGACGUCAAAAAGAUAGUUCCAGAAAAUAGUAAAUUGAGUGAUUUGGACACGGAAACUAGGAGCACAGUUGAGAAAAUGUUAUACGAUCAGCAGAGGAAGGCCGCCGGGCUUCCAACGAGUGAUCAGCAGAAGCAGUUUGAGGCUCUCGAAAAGUUCAAGAAGGCACAUCCUGAACUGGAUUUCUCUAACGCGAACAUACAGUUUUCAUAA
This is a messenger RNA of Theileria annulata, 1140 nucleotides long. RefSeq lists its product as uncharacterized. The record is from RefSeq and is a predicted model, not a curated record. The coding region runs from base 1 to 1140 and encodes 379 amino acids. The transcript has 4 exons. Gene Ontology annotation, biological process: protein folding. NCBI's taxonomy places the organism in Eukaryota, Apicomplexa, Aconoidasida, Piroplasmida, Theileriidae. Gene Ontology annotation, cellular component: cytoplasm.